Messenger RNA from Diceros bicornis minor, 893 nucleotides. RefSeq names its product ornithine decarboxylase antizyme 3 (gene OAZ3). Lineage: Eukaryota; Metazoa; Chordata; Mammalia; Perissodactyla; Rhinocerotidae. Gene Ontology annotation, cellular component: nucleus; cytoplasm. Gene Ontology annotation, biological process: positive regulation of protein catabolic process. Gene Ontology annotation, molecular function: ornithine decarboxylase inhibitor activity. The record is from RefSeq and is a predicted model, not a curated record.
AUGAAGUGCAUACUAGUUAAAGAGGACCCUUGGUUAAGGGUGAAACUGCCUUGUAACAGGUGGCGCCCCUCUGUCUACUCCCUUUCUUACAUCAAGAGGGGAAAAACACGGAACCACCACUACCCGAUCUGGUCACCAUACGCCUAUUACCUUUACUGUUACAAAUACCGGAUCACCCUCCGGGAGAGGAUGCUGCCUUGUUAUAAAAGCAUCACUUAUAAGGAACGGGAGGACUUGACACUCCGGCCCCGUUCCUGCCUUCAGUGCUCCGAGUCCUUUGCAGGCCUCCCGGUGGGCAGAAGCACCGAGCAGGGUGAUCACGACCAGCUUAAAGAAUUGUAUUCGGCUGGGAACCUGAUGGUGCUGGCUACCGCCCCCCUGCUCCACCAGGCCCCGGUGCAGUUAGACUUCCACUUCCGCCUCACCUCCCAGACCUCUGCCCAUUGGCACGGCCUUCUCUGUGACCAUCGACUCUUCCUGGAUAUCCCAUAUCGGGCCUUGGAUCAAGGGAACCGGGAAAGUUUGACCGCAACACUGGAGUAUGUGGAGGAGAAGACCAAUGUGGACUCCGUGUUUGUGAACUUCCAAAACAACCGGAAUGACAGAGGUGCCCUGCUACGGGUCUUCAGCUACAUGGGCUUUGAGGUGGUCAGACCAGAUCACCCUGCCCUCCCUCCCUGGGACAAUGUCAUCUUUAUGGUGUAUCCCCUUGAAAGGGACCUUGGUCACCUUCCCAGUGAACAUCCCUAAACAUGCUUAUUCCUACUCUGUGAGGGACUGGGAGCCUUGAUAAAUGGGACCCAGGCACUCAGGAUGUGAUUCAGGACAACUUCUUCCAUCCUAGGAAUAAAGGGUAGUGCAAUCCUCAAGUGUUCAGUUUCUUGGGGGGAAGG